GGAACUGCCACCCAGUAAAGAAUCUACUGUCAAAAGAGCAACACGGAGUAGAAGUCGAUCAGGUGGUAGAGCUGCAAGGACACAGUCCCGUUCUCCCUCUAGACGAACUCCUGAACGAAAAGCAAAGGAAACAGCAAAAGUUGUUGCAUUAAAAGUAGAAAAAAAGACACCAUCGAAGGCUGAGAAGAAAAAGACAGACGACACAUCAACUUACAACAGUAUAAAGAAAGAUGAAACAGAUAGUGCUGUUAAGAGCUCAUUAAAGCGAGAGAAGAUUGGAUCAGCCAAUGAGGAGAGCAAAGAAAGUUUCUCAAAAAGUAUAACAAACAGUUUUAUGUUUAAGGAAGCUCAUGUUGUUGUGUCAGAUCUGGGUUCUGCUCAUUACAGGGCAUCACGUCUUGCUGCUCUGCGAGCAUUAGAAACUACCAAGCCUGUUUCUGGUUCAAAUACUGAGACUGCAAAAAAAAAUGCAGUGCCUACAAGUGAAGCAAAGUAUUCUGAUGAUGAAGAAGAAGAGGAGGAGGAGGAAGUUACUCCAAAACCAAAAACUCGAAGAAGUUUGCAGAUAGUAUAUUUCUUUGGCACAGUUCUAAGAAUUAUUUUGAUGCCAACAUCUCUUUUAUUUUUAAUUUUUUCUUGUACAAAGAAACAGUGCACAGUUCUUGAUACGCCACAGUUUUAUUCAAAGUGGAGGGAUUUUUUCAAUUCUAUUAUUAUUCCUCUCUCUUCAGUUAUUGCAUUUCAUCUAUUUCAAAGCAUUUUAGCUUUAAUACCUCUUGGAAGGAAAGUAACUGGUUUCCCAUUUGAUGCAAAGAAAAUUACUUUGGAAUAUCGCUUAAAUGGUUUUCUGUGUCUUAUUUUCUCUGUUUUGGGAUUCUCGAUACCUGCAUAUUUGGGAUUUUACAUGAAUUGGGGCUAUGAUAAGUUCAAGGCCAUUGGAUUGAGCUGUGCUAUUUACAGUGUUCUCUUUGCUCUUAUUUUGCACAUAAUCUCCACAGUAAAAGGACAUGGAGUUGUGCAAAGUAAAGUUCCUGUUCUUGGAAAUUUUUAUAAUGGAGUAUAUAUCAACCCGGUUUUGUUUGGGAAAGUGGAUAUCAAAACAUCCUUUAUUCGAGCAGGUUUGAUUGGUUCGGCAUUGAUAAACCUCAGCAUUCUUUUGAAAUUAUUUUUGAUGAAAGGCUAUAUCACAAUUCCCUUGGCUUCAACAGCAGGAAUGCAGAUCUUUUUCGUUUUUGAUUUACUCUUCCGAGAGGAGAAAUUGUUAAGCACUGCCACUUACACAAGUGAUACAAUUGGUUAUGGUUUUAUAAUGACAAAUGCCUUUUUGAUACCGAUUGGUUUAGCAUUGCAAAAUAUAUAUCUCUUUAUUUUUGAAGCAAAAGCAAGUACAAUUCCUCAUUGGUAUUCUGCUGCCAUCCUUUGCAUAUUUUUGACUGGCUAUUACAUUUACUUGACGUCCAGCAAUCUGAAGCACAAUUUCCGAAGAAAUCCCUUCAGCUCCUCUUUGGCAGACGUGGCGUCAAUUCCAACAAGUCAAAAAAAAAGACUUAUAGCAUCUGGACUUUGGGGAGUAAUUCGUCAUCCCAAUUACUUGGGUUUGCUCAUAAUGGCAGUCGCAUGGACACUUCCAUGUGGUGUGUAUAAAAUAAGAAUUUUAUGUUCUGUGUAUUUUUUUAGUGCUUCCUAUCAAAACAACUAACAUUUCUUAAGCUUC
This is a messenger RNA of Stegodyphus dumicola, 1714 nucleotides long. RefSeq names its product lamin B receptor (gene LBR). Gene Ontology annotation, cellular component: endoplasmic reticulum membrane; nuclear inner membrane. Gene Ontology annotation, biological process: cholesterol biosynthetic process. Lineage: Eukaryota; Metazoa; Arthropoda; Arachnida; Araneae; Eresidae. Gene Ontology annotation, molecular function: Delta14-sterol reductase activity. The record is from RefSeq and is a predicted model, not a curated record.